AUGAGCUCUAAGCCUCCUAGACAAGAUCCAGUUGAAAAGAAGUUCCUAGAGCUACUCCUUGACAAUGACUAUUCUCAAGAAACUAUUUUGAAGAUGUCUCAAAUGUCUAGGGAGCAAAAAUUAGAAUUUAUCGAAGGUGACCAGAUUGCAGAAACAAAUACACCGGAUCCGACUUAUUUUUUCGAAAAAAUCAAGAAAAGUCUAUCAGAUGAAAACGUAAGAGCUCUCAAAACAAUCUUAACGACUUGCAAAAUUUCUUGGAUUCGGUUAUUUCUUAUGCAUGAUGGUUUAAAGUUCUUAUUCCAAUUACUCACAGACUUUGGAGAUGAAUGUAUGAUAAAUAAGCUUGCUCAAAAGCGUUUUCUCGUUCUCCAGGAAAUUAUUCAACGUAUACGAAUAUUGGCCAAUGUUAGAAUCUGCCGACCCCACUUUGCUGCACAUCCAGAGUUUAUUGCACCAAUGCUUUCCGUGAUUUAUCCUCAAGAAGUUGUAUUGACUACAGCAUUUUAG
Molecule: messenger RNA, 510 nt
Organism: Trichomonas vaginalis G3
Lineage: Eukaryota; Parabasalia; Trichomonadida; Trichomonadidae
Product: actin binding
Exons: 1
Coding region: 1-510 (169 amino acids)
Biological process (GO): actin cytoskeleton organization
Molecular function (GO): small GTPase binding; actin binding
Source: RefSeq, a predicted model, not a curated record